Messenger RNA from Phlebotomus papatasi, 8514 nucleotides. It is a transcript of the gene Ctl1, whose product is annotated as choline transporter-like 1. Gene Ontology annotation, molecular function: transmembrane transporter activity. Gene Ontology annotation, biological process: transmembrane transport. Gene Ontology annotation, cellular component: membrane. The record is from RefSeq and is a predicted model, not a curated record. Bases 155 to 2188 code for a protein of 677 amino acids. The transcript is spliced from 6 exons. Lineage: Eukaryota; Metazoa; Arthropoda; Insecta; Diptera; Psychodidae.
CUUCGUGGGAUUUCGCCAUUUGCCGCACCAUAAACAACAUACAUAGCCGCUCAAACAAAAGUGACUCUUCGUGGAGUGGUAAAAGUGAGAAAAAUCGGGAAAAAGUGUUAUUUUAUCAGGAAAUUCUUCCCAUGAAAGUGUUAUUAGUGUAGAAAUGGGUUGUUUCACGAGUAAAACCAGCCCCAAUCAUGAGCCCACAGCAGAUCGUGGCUGCACAGAUGUCUGCUGGCUCUGCAUUUAUGUCUUCUUCUGGAUUCUCAUGAUCAUCGUUGCCAUAUUCUCCUUUGUUUACGGGAACCCCAUACGUCUGAUCAAUGGAUACGAUUCCUUUGGGAACACCUGUGGUAUCCGCAACAACGAAAAGUUCAACGAGAUCCCGCUGUCGGGCAUGAAUACCGCCGAUAAGCCCUAUGUCUUCUUCCUGGACAUGAGGGAAUUGCGGCAGACACUGAAGAUUUGCGUCAACAAAUGCCCAUCCAGAAGCAUUGACACCAAAAAUGAUCUCUAUGAAGAGCAUCAGCGUCGCGGGAAUUCCCUCUGUCGCUAUGACUUCAACAUGUCACUUCUGCUGCAACCUGAACCCCGUGAUUCUCAAUACCACCAUCUCCUGGGACCCUGCCCUCCCCUUCCUGUCCACGAGACCACACCUGUACUCCAUAGGUGUGUCCCAACGGGCAAAAAUGCACCCGGGAAGCAAGUGCGUGAUGCCUACGAUCUGCUCAAUUCCUGGGGAACUGCUCAGCAAUUGCUCAGUGAUUUGUACACCACGUGGCCACUGAUUGUCAUGAUCUGCAUCCUGGCAUUGGUGUUAUCCAUCGUGAUGAUAGCAAUGCUUCAUUGGCUGACAAAGAUCGUUUCGUGGUUGAUUUGUCUGUUUGUCGCUUUGUCCAGCAUUGCUCUUACUGCCAUCCUCUGGUGGACGUACUAUAGCAUCAAACAUAAGCAAGAGAUUGAGUCAAAGUAUUCUUUGCUGGAGGAACUGCUCAAAAAUGAGACUGCCAUCUAUUCUCUGGCCAUUAUUGCCACUCUCGUCAUGAUCUUCCUCAUAAUGAUCAUUUACUUCAUGCGAACGCAAUUGGGAGGACUCUCGGCACUCUUCGAGGAGGCCGGCAAGUGCAUGCUUUCUCUUCCAGGUCUCGCUGGACCUCCACUCCUUGCCUUUGUUGCUCUCAGCAUUUUUCUGGCAUUCUGGGUACUUGUGGUUAUCUGUUUGGCUACAGCUAAUUACCCAGGAAAGAAUUCCCUUCUUCCUUUUGCUCAAUUGAUCUCUCACAACGAAAGUGGUGUGGCUAGUGUUGAGAAGAACUACACAUCACCGGAUUUCAAAACUUUCAAAGUGGUGGAGUACUUAGAUGCUGACUGGCUCAAGAGAAUGCUAUGGCUGUAUUUCAUUGGACUUAUUUGGACAAGUGAAUUCAUUUUUGCUUGCCAACAGCUCACUUUGGCUGGUGCCGUGGCUUUUUGGUACUUUGGGAAACACAAGGACAGCCCCGUUUUGCAGGCAAUGAGCAAGUUGGUCAAGUACCAUUUGGGAUCUGUGGCCAAGGGAGCUUUUCUCAUCACCAUCUUUAAGAUACCACGUCUUAUUCUCACGUAUCUCUACACAAAACUAAAACGUGGACAGGACGAUGGAUCUCAAUGUGCUGCCUGUUGCGUCAAAUGCUGCGUAUGUUGUUUCUGGGGCUUGGAAAAGUUCAUCAGAUACUUAAAUCACAAUGCUUACACUGUCAUUGCUAUCGAGAGGAUCAACUUCUGUCCAGCAGCUGGAAUUGCAUGGAAUGCCAUGAUGUCAAAUGCUCUUCAAGUGGCCACAAUCAAUGGAAUUGGUGAUUUUAUCCUAUUUUUGGGAAAACUGGCUGUAGCUGGUGUUUGUGCUUUGGUCAGUAUUCUGAUUCUCAAAGACAGUACUGAAGUGAAUUUCUACGUGGCUCCGGUCAUCUUUAUUUCUGUCUUUGCCUUCUUCAUUGCCCAUGUUGUUUUGUCGCUCUACGAAAUUGUCGUGGAUACUCUGUUUCUGUGCGUAUGUGAAGAUCGCACAAUCAAUGGACACAAUGGGCGCUGGAAGGAGAGCAAUUUGGCCAAGUUACUGGGUGAGGAGCCCAUUGAGCGUCAAGCUGUUGAAGAGAGAAUGCAAGCUACGGAGAUGACCCCCAUUACCAAGGAGCCAUUUAGUUCUCAUAACGCCUAAGAGCUUCUCCCAAUUGAGAUUUCUCAUGUCGUAAGUUUAAAAAAAAACGAAUUAUUGAUGUAAUUUAAUGUCCAAAAUGCAUUCCUCACAGUAUUCAAAAUCACCCUCCCUUAAAAUUUAUUCACAUUAUUGAUUGUUUCAUCCUGCAAUUCAUUCAUUUAUUUUGCAAUCAUCCCCAUAAACUAAAUAUUUAACUUAGUUGUUUAAGCUGUUAGAAGGCUAAAAGAAAAUAAUUGUCCAACGAUAUUGUAACCACAGCAGAUUAUUCCCUCGAAUCCAAUUUAUAUAUAUUUGAGAUUUUUACAAAAGAGAAAAAAAAACAGUUAACAGAGCUUCCAAAGUAACUAAAAGAACUGGGGUUCACAUUGAUUUCAACUGAACAAGAAAUAAUAUAAUAUUAUAAAAAUGUAUUUUUCUACAAAAAUAUCUAUACAAAAAAUAUUUAGAAGAUUCACUUUCGAAUCAGCACAAAGAAGCUUUACAAAUAAUUUUUGAUAAAAAAUGAAUCUGUGAUUCUUAUGACCAGACAGUUUUCCGAACCUCACAAUGGACACCAAGAGUUUUCAGGCGAUUAAAGCUACAGGAGAGAAAUUUCACUUUGCAAUAGGGUAAAUAUCCUAAUUCAAAACCAUUUCCAGACGCUUUAACUUUGACAGACAACACAUUAAGUUCAUAUUUUUUCUGAAGAGAAUUACAUAAAUUUGCUCCUUGACUCUUCUAGAAUGUUACUGUUUAGUGAAAAUUCUUUAGAUAUAAUUUGAAAACUUCUUAAAUACAAGAAAAACCCAAGUGCAAAAUGCUGCUAUUGGAAACAAAUUAAUCCAAAUGGAGACAAGGAAAGUUUCUAAUUGGAGACAAACAGAGAGACCGCGACGAAAGGCUCCCAAAACCUUGUUGAGUUGCUCCUGAGUACAGGAUUUGUUCUUAUUCCUGAUCUUUUCUCCUUUCCCAUCUGAGAUAAUAAGAAAAUCUCUCCAAAAAAAACAUAUUUCCGGUGUUUCCUAUUGAAACAUUUGCAGACACUUCAGAAAAACCCUUUUUCUUCACGAAAUAGGUAAUUAUUUCAUUUGAAAACCUCACGUACCGUUAACAAUAAAGAUUAGCACUUAAUUUAACUAAAAUUAGCCAAAAAUAUGACAUGAAUGUUAAACAAAACGAAUAAACAACAGUCACCUUAUUGUGUUUUUCAUUGGAAAACAUGGUCGAUCGAUAAAAAAUUCGAUAGUGAAAAGGUACACUUUUAAUUCUUCUGAGAAAUUAACAAAUUAAAAUUUGUGAAUAUGAAUGGAUUUUCGCUUUAUUUGGAGCAAAAUUAAUUAAAUAAUGAAACUGUCGUAUAGAAAAUAUAUAAAUAUACCAAUUUAGUACUGUAUUUAUCGUGAAAACAAUUACGUUUUUAUUUGGAGUAGCGAAAAAUUUCCAUUUGGAGCAGGUUUUGAAUUAGCUUAAUUUACCCUAGGUUGAAGAGGAAAUUUUUUCGAGGGGAAUUUUAGAAUUUUCUCUAUUUUCAGUGAUUUGUUCUCAUUUUUUUUUCACCAGAACAGCGCACUGCUUGUGUAACCUGGUAGAUGUGAUGAUCCUUAUAACACGCAUCUAACACUGCCUUAUGCCCUAGAAAAACUUACGACUUAAGCCAAGAGACGGCUUAAUGUAACUAUAAUCAAAAUAAUUAUCACAUUACAUUUCCAUCAGUUUCUGACUAAUCCGUCUCUCAGCUUAAGCCGAGAAACGGCUUGGUUAGUGAGAAACUGAUGAAAAUUAUUUAGCCAAAUCAUUAUUUUGAUUAUAAUUACGUUAAUCCGUCUCUCGGCUUAAAUCGUAAGUAUAUCCAGGGCAUUAUUCCUUUCUCAACGAUUCCCAAAUUAACCAAUUUGGUCUUUUUCAAAAUUUGCAGAAUUGCUUAUAAAAUCAAGUAUAAUUUUAGUUUCAUAUUUACUUGGAAUCGGGUUUAAUUUACCAGGAUUUUCAAGACCUUUCUAAUUAAUCCAAAGUUAAUCUGCAGUGCAAUAAGUUCCCCGAAAACUAUUUAAACUUUGACUAUUAUUAGAAAAAAUUGUUCAAACUUGCUUCCGUAUUUAGAUUAAAAACAGCCUAAAAUCGAAAGAAUAAGACGGUCUUCAGAUUUAAGGUUCUUUCCUAAUUUCUUACCAAGCAAGAUUUUUAGGAAGAAAAUUGAUAAAGGUUUGGAUAUUAAGAACUAAUCUCUCAAUAGAUCUUGAAAAAACCACAUAAAUUGCCGAUUAUUUCGAAUUUCGAGACCAUCAGGUUCUAGGCUUGAAAUCCAGUCUGAAACCCGUAAUAUUGUUAUAAAAGGUAAAAAAACACAAUAAAUUAAAGUCGAGGGAUGAUAGAAAAAUGAGGACCAUGUAAGUAAUACGAAAAUCAACGACUCAUGGGGCAGAUAGCUUAUUACAGGCCACAAAUCUAGGUUAUCUAGUAUCUUUUAACCAUUUAAGGACGAGAGGGUCAAAAAUUAAAGAUCAGAAAAAAAUCAUUUUUUCUGACUUUUUAGAACAAAACACUAAUUUAUAUGGCCAUAGGAAAAAUUUUAUUUUUGGGUCACAAAAAUAAAACUCAAUCGUCCUGAAAGGGUUACACUCUAUUAACGGUCAAAAUGACAAGAUUCUUUGGUAAUUCUUUAAUCCGCAAAUUAGAAAAUUAUCCCAUUGACUCUGGAUUUUUACAAUUUUUCGUAUUCAAGCGUAAGCAAUUUGCUUCAAUAUGGACAUAAAUUUCUCUAGUGUAGUAGUUCAUAAAGGCCAUAAGACGGCGAUGGACAUAUGAAAAGUCGAACAAAGAUCGUAAUGAAAAAUAUAUUGAAAUUGAAUAAAAUUUAAAGCCAUGUUAAACAAAUUAGCCCUUUAAGUUUUUGUUUAAAAUGAGAUGGCCAAGUGGCCUUAGCUUUGCGGAAUGCUCAAAUUUACAAAAAUAAUUCCCAUGAAUUAUCUUUUCGUACAUUUUUUCUGUCCAUUACUCUUCAAUAUCGAUUUAAACUGAUUUAUAAAUUAUCAAAAAACCAUCCUAAAAUUAGAAAUUGGUGAGGAAAUGCCAUUUUUUUUAAUGAUUUGACUACAUGAUGUAAACUUAAUGCAAUCUUAAUCCUUGAGAAAAAAUAAUUUAAAAGUCCUACCUCCAUAUUUGACAUUGGUAAAAUCAUCCGAUGUUGAAAAUUUCGAUAUCGAUCAUAGGAUUGUGUAUACGAAAGAUACGAAAUGUUCACCUGGAUAUUUCCAAAUCACUUAAUCUUGUUUUUGAGAAUACUAAAAAUAAAACAUACCUAGUUCUGAAGGGGAAGGCAGGAAUAAGAGGAAAAAUACGUUUCUGGAUAAUAUUUUUUAGGGGGUCACCGAAGACCAGAAGUUAAUAUCUAAUACUGUUUGACCACAAAUAGUGUCAGUUUGGAUCACUGCGCGGCGUUUGCAAAGAAUGUAGACACAAAAUAAAAGCAGUUAGCACAGUUACUGAUCCAACCAACGACGAUUGUAUACCACUAAUUUUCAAGUUGAAACAGUAAAGAUCAUGAUAUUAAAAAAUCGAUGGCUUAUUUUAGGGUAAGGGCAGAAUCACAUUGACAGUAAAAUGCUCACCGUCACCGUCAAAGCCCUCACCGUAUUUCGUUGAUUUACGCAUUUUCAUUGCAAUUCUUACGCAAAUUCUCAAUUAUCGUGUUACAUUAUCUCAUACUCGGUGGCCCUAGGUGAAAAUAGUAUAAGAAAAUUGAAUAAAUAAAGCGAAAAUGUGAUAAACGGUGAGCAAAAAAACUGUACGAAAAACGAUAGCAAAAAAAUCCUACAGUUUUUUUUUUGCUCACCGUUUAUCGCAUUUUCGCUUUAUUUAUUCAAUUUUCUUAUACUAUUUUCACCUAGUACCACCGAGUAUAAGACAAGGUAAUAUCGUAAUGGAAAAUUUGCGUAAGAAUUGCAAUGAAAAUGCGUAAAUCAACGAAAUACGGUGAGGGCUUUGACGGUGACGGUGAGCAUUUUACUGUCAAUGUGAUUCUGCCCUAAGUGUACCAAAUUUCGGCAUAGUUGCAUAUAAGCACCGAAGUCCUAAGUUUGAAAUGCAAUAUUUUUAAUUCAUAUUGAUAUUUUUUGUUACUUCCUUUUCGGGAAGGUUGUGUGGAACCUUAAAAACUAAUUUAUCAUCUUUGUUUUCGUUAAAUCACUUCCUAUAAUUUUAAAAAAUAAUAAAAAUAUGGACAUUGCUUUGGGUAGUAUUCCGGCCACUUUGAGUGAAAUACCGGCCACCUUUUUUCUGACCACCUUUUGUGACGCAACGGAUAAAAAUUUCAAAACGUCAAACGGAACGAGUUUAAUAUUUAGUUUAAUACGUUUGUAUGACCCACAAAUCCUGAGAUCUUCCGUGUUAUUUGUCCUGAAGACCUGAAGAGUAGCAUCUCAAAUUUACGUGCAGAUUCCCGUACCAUUUGCCCUUCCUGAACUCUUCCAAGGCCUUUUCCACAUCACACUCAAAGUGGCCGAAAUUAGAAUCUGGCCGAAAUUUGGCACACUUUCCCUAUACUGUUCUCUCUGUGGAGUUCGUGAAAUUUAAAUUUGUAAAAAAGGGUAAAUCUGGAAAGGCGGACACUUAAGAAUUUUUGUAUGUAGUAGCCACAUUUCAUAGUCCUACUUUCAGAGUCCGACUUUCAGUUUUUGAUUUUCAGCACUGUCCGACUUUUAGCAAAUUACAAAUUUUAGCAAGUCCAGUAAAAAAUUCACAACAAUAAGGUUUUUAAUAUUUCAUUUAAGUAUUUGAGACUUUUUAUAAAGCUAUACAAAAAAAUAUUUUUAACAUUAAAAAUGUAAUGGAUCAUAUUAUUUUCGAUUAUGUGCUCAUUGAAAUCAUUUUCCAAAAUCCCUAAAAUUCAAUUUUUUGAGGCAGUAAAUUUGAAAUGUAUAAUGAGCAGUUGACGUCUAAAAAGCCCGAGAAAUUGGCGUCAACAAUUUUUUCAUAAUUACGGCGUUUCUAUAGAUUGUAUAUUUUAAGACCAUCCGACUGGUCUUGGACAACUAGGCUCAGAAGAGUCCUUUGUGUUCGGCUUUUCUGGAACUUAUUAAAGAGAAAUCUACGAGAAUGCAAAUUUUCUAUAUACAUUAAGCCAUUUCGCGUGGUUUUUCUCGAUCCCGAAAAUAUACAUAAUCUGGGGACCCCGGUAUGUUCUAUUAUAGGUCAUUGCGAUCAUUGCAUAAGUUCGUGCCAGAACAAGGAUAAAUUUCAACAGUUAAAUUUUCAAAUAACUAAUAACUAUCAGGUUAAGGAUCUUAAAGGAGACAUACGGUGAAACAAUGGAAAAGUUAAAAGCUAUGCGGACAGUUUGUCCAUAUACGAAAAUACCAUAUAAUCAUUCCUAAUAACGGUUUUUCAAGGUCAAAGGUUAAAACGGGUCUAAAGAGCGCAUUUAUUAACCGAUUUGGGUCAUAUUUGGGUUCGUUGGAAAGGUCUUGGAAUUUCCUAUAAAACUGAACUGGUUCCUAUCGAUUUUGAACUGGUUCAUAACCGAUAACUAUUUUUUUAUCGAAAUUCAAUUGUAUUAGUCCUUCCUAAGUUGGGCUAUAUUUUCAGUGAUUUAUAAAUCCGUUGUGAACCGGUUCUGAAGUAAUUACCGGUUAUUAACUAACUAAUAACUAUAUUUUUAUCCGAUAUUUAAUUAUAUUACCCCUAAGGUGUAUUUUGGGCAAUAUUUUGAUUGAUUUAUGAAUCGGUUUAAAUCGGUUGCAAACCGCUACUGAACCAAUAAAUAAUUUUUGUCUGAAAAUCAGUUCUAUUACUCCUAAAACUAUUUUGGAAUAUCUUUUGAGUGAUUCAUGAUUCGGUUCAAAUAUGCUGAAAAGUACUUUUGAGGUAUAGCUACUAAGUCACGAAUUCGAGUAUUUAGCAAAGCCUGGGACGCUUUGCCACGUCUUUUUAUAGAAAUUGUAAGACGGCGGCAGACGUCACCACAAAACAGAAUUUUGGGCUAAUAAAAAUCUUAUCUUAAAUAAAAAUUACAAAAAAAUAUAAUUUCCUUCCAUUUCAUUCCAAACAUAAGAAUCACAGCCAUAAAAAUAAUAAUAAAAAGUUGAGAUCAUUGUACGAACCCUUCAUUCAAGAGGACUUCAAUUUUAAUAGAACGUGCUUCAAAGUAACUUUUUGGCUGAAAUACUUAAAAGAAAAAAUACAAAACGAAUGAUCAAAAAUUUUAUUACUUACAAAGAUGUUGCACAUUUUUAAUAUUGUUAGAAAAGUAAAAAUAUUUACUCAAUGUUGAGGCAAUGAUGAGAAUAUUUGUAAACUUUUUGUCAUAAAAUGUAUACACAUUUUAAUAAAAUGAAGUAAACUUAAAAAAA